AUGGGGUCAUGGGCGCUGAGCGCCGCACUGCUGUGUCUGGGCGGAGCCCUUGCAUACGGCAAGCUGCACUCGCUGACCCUCAGGGAGGGCUCCAGCCCGGCGCAGGGACAGGCCGCCACGCCAGGGCCGCCGGAAGAGGAGCAGCCGGUCACGAAGGGCUGUGGAAUAGCACCACUCAGAGGUGCACUGGAAGGGUCUCGGAUUAUAGGAGGUAUGCAAGCCAGCGCUGGAGCCUGGCCAUGGCAAGUUAGCCUGCAGGUUCAAGAUGGUAAUUUUCUUGUGCACGUAUGUGGUGGUGCCCUAGUGAGAGACAGGUGGGUCCUCACAGCUGCUCACUGCACUAAAGAGGCUAGCGAUCCUCUCAAGUGGAGGGCGGUGAUCGGGACCACUGACCUCACCCGGAGCCACUCCCACACCAGGAGUGUACGCGUGUCAGACAUCGUCAUCCAGCCAGAUUUCAUUCUGGAAACGUUCGUAAAUGAUAUCGCACUGUUCCAUUUAAAGAAGGCCGUGAGGUAUAAUGACCAUAUUCAGCCCAUUUGCCUCCCUUUUGGUGUUUUCCAAAAACUGGACCAAAACACAACGUGUUUUGUAAGUGGCUGGGGAAGAACCCAAGAAGAAGGCAAUGGCACAACCAUUUUACAAGAGGCGAAAGUCCACUUCAUCUCUCGAGAGAUCUGUAACUCUGACAGGAGCUACGGAGGAGUGAUUCCUAACACUUCCUUCUGUGCAGGUCAUGAAAAUGGGACCUUUGACACGUGCAGGGGUGACAGCGGUGGACCCCUAAUGUGCUACCUACCAGAACACAAAAGAUACUUUGUGAUGGGAGUUACCAGUUACGGACAUGGCUGCGGACGGAGGCAUUUUCCCGGUGUCUACAGCAGCCCGUCCUUCUUCCAGCAGUGGCUGACGGCUUACCUAUCCCAGGGAAACACCAAGCACCUGUUUGACAUGGACAUGAUGCUUGGCCAGGUCCUCAUGGCCCUAGGUUCCAUCAUCCUUCUGGGGGCAACAUAAGGAGCCUCCGCAGGCUGGGGCGUCACUCUGCCCCUGCUGCGUCUACACGGCUCCCUUUAGCGCUUCCACACCAACAUUGGCUUGUUUUCAUUUUUGUGUUUUUGAAUGAAAAAGAUUGUGACAGAUACAUAGUUGUGAAUUCUGGCUCCAAAUCACAACACUUCAUUAGAACCUGAUUCACAAUUCUGUAUUUGGAAUACUUUCCUAGGGUUUGUAUAAAAUAUGCAGUUCACUGUGUAUGUACUUUAUGUGUAUAAAGGCCAAUAAACAGCUUAUAAUUUAAC
Rattus rattus (black rat) is the source of this 1301-nucleotide messenger RNA. RefSeq names its product transmembrane serine protease 12 (gene Tmprss12). The coding region runs from base 1 to 1017 and encodes 338 amino acids. NCBI's taxonomy places the organism in Eukaryota, Metazoa, Chordata, Mammalia, Rodentia, Muridae. Gene Ontology annotation, biological process: acrosome reaction; proteolysis. The transcript has 5 exons. The record is from RefSeq and is a predicted model, not a curated record. Gene Ontology annotation, molecular function: serine-type endopeptidase activity.